Molecule: messenger RNA, 3633 nt
Organism: Linum trigynum
Lineage: Eukaryota; Viridiplantae; Streptophyta; Magnoliopsida; Malpighiales; Linaceae
Source: the annotation of a GenBank genome assembly
AAUCUUGGUCCAAGACCACGGGGGACGAUUUACCCAAAACAGAAACGACUGCAGAAUCCGGAUGCAAAUUUCAAUACCGUUAUUAUUUUACAUUUAUUUUUGUCUUCUUUAUGCAACCUUUUUUUCCGAAAAUAUAAGAAAAGAAUUAUAAAAAAUAAAUAGAAAUAUGGGAAACAAAUAGAAAACCUAGUUCGUUUCUCAAAUUGCGGCAGCUUCGCCAUUUAUUGCUCAGCCACACUCUUUCGCCACGAACCAACACUUUCCCCAUCCUCCCUGGCCCCCCCGCCUUCUCCGGCCGCCGCCCAUCCUCCACUCCCCGGCGGCGACGUCGCCAUCACCGCGGCAGCCGCCUUCCCGAACCCAAGCCAGCCGCUGGCAUCUUUCAUCUUCUCCGCCAGCCAAUUCGGCUUCGUCUCGCUGGAAUUUCGCCCCUGCCAGGCUGCCACAGCUCUGGAAAGUCGUCUCACUCACGCUUCAAACUCGCCAGCUCGUUCGCUUCCUUAAUCGAAUUCACUCCCAUCCCAUUUCCUCGUUCUCGCCCGUGUAUUCUCUACUGCGUCCGCCGCCCCAGGAGUAAUCAAAGCCUAGUCCGACGUCACUGCCGUCUUUCAAUGUCGGAGAUUUGAGGUACCGAAAACUCAUUUCCCUCCUCGCCGGUUGCCAGUAGUCAUCGGCCGCCGGAGAAACAGCCCCGUCCUGUAUUAGGCAAAAACCUGGGUUGGGUGGGUGUUUGAUUAAUCGGGUGGAAAUUAAGCAGCUCCUUUUCGUUUCUUAAGGAGUUGGCAUUGAUUGAAAAUGAUUGUUGCGAUUCAGAUGUGUCACUAAGGUCUCUGAAUGUCACGAUCCAGCUGAUGCCGUCUGUAACUUUUGUGGGCGAGUGUCCAUUUUAUGUUUUGGGAAAGCUGUUGGAAAGUCGGCACUGGAAAUGGUUUUGACAGUCGUUCUUCAUUUACUGAUGGGGCAUAAUGCUAGAUGCUAAGUUUACUGUUUCACCCUGUUUCGAUAAAAGGGCCGGUCUUGUUUCUGUCCGUGGUCAUCUCCGGGUUGGGUGAUGAAGCCUGACCCCAUUUUUUGUGUAGGUCUUGUUUGGAUGAUUGGAAAACUUACCCUGCCGCUCAACUUGCUACUAAAAUGAGACCAAGAUCAAAUGGGGUUUCUAGGAAUCAGAGGGAGCAUAGCUUUGAGGGUGGAGGACCAAAUUGGAUUCUCAUUGCUGGUGGUGCCUUGUUGAGUACUUUGACAAUCCGCCUUGGCUCCAAGCUGAAGCAGACCCUUGAUUCUAGGAGGGAAACACGUGCUAGAAAUGAGAAAUUGUGUGACAGAAGGAGAUCGCCAGAUUGCCAUAUGCAUCCGAAUAUGUACUCCUAUACACAUGACGAUGAUAUCUGCUUCAAUUCUGCUUCCGGGAAUGAAGGCAUUGAAGAAGUAAAAUAUCCUCCUAAUGAUCACUCGCUGUCUGAAACUGAUGGUGCACUCCCUUUGGUUACAGUCAAUGCACCAGAAUACUCAAGAGAGAAUGGCAUUAUGUGGGUUUCAUCUCUUGAUCGUCUCGAGUUACCGCCAAAGCCAUUUCACCAUUCAAACUGCUCUGACUCGCCAUGUGUGUCUGAGUCUGGUUCAGACAUAUUUAGCAAGCGUGAAGUGAUACAAAAACUGAGACAACAACUAAAAAGAAGGGACGACAUGAUAAUUGAGAUGCAGGACCAGAUCAUGGAGUUGCAGAAUUCAAUAAAUUCUCAAAUGGCAAUUUCUACUAGUUUGCAGUCUCAACUUGAUGCUGCUAACAAGGAUCUGUUAGAUUCGGAGAGAGAAAUCCAAAGGUUGAGAAAGGCCAUUGCCGAUCACUGUUUAAAACAUGCAAACGGUGAUGGGAAACCGUCAGUUGUCGCUGCAUGGCCACCUGAGGUAAGAAAUGGGCAUGGAAAUGGGUAUUCGGAUGCUGAAAGCACCUAUGACUUUCCUGAAAAAGGCAGGAUUGAUGGGGAGAAGGUCGAGAUGCUUAAGAGGGAAGUAGGAGAAUUGAAAGAAGUGUUAGAAGGGAAGGAAUACUUGCUGCAGAACUACAAGGAGCAGAAAUCGGAGCUUUCAAUGAAGAUCAAGGAGUUGCAGCAAAGACUGGAUUCCCAGCUCCCUAAUAUUCUAUAGGGGCGUUGUUAGGCCAUGUGAAUUCUUGCUUUCCCCCGGACUUUGAUUGUCACUUCCGGUUUUUGGAGAUUGUUCUUUAUCCAAGAUUUUAGGUUAGAAAUCUAGUGUUUUCUGUGCUCGCAUAAAGUGUGCCAGUUGCGGAUGUGAUUAGCGAGAGGCAAAGCAAGGGUUUGUAAUUGUCCGUUUUGCUUGUCAAUGUCUCUGUUCACUUUUAUAGAAAUAUGAAUGCAAUUUUCCACGAAGCGUGAACCCUGUUGCAUUUUUGGCUUCUUUGUUUACCUGUUUACACUGUUGUCAAUCAUAGAAAUAAGUUCCUUACAUCUUUGUAUGCUAGAGCAACUUGUUUCGGCUCUUCUUCGGAUAAAAUUUUAAUCACAACGGAUUUCACUAUCAACAGAUAUGCUCUUUAUCAUGGGCAAUUGGGCAUCUUUGACGAUUGUUUAUCCGACUUUAAAUUUCUAUUAUUUUUGUCAUCAUCACAGCAGCAGUUUCAACAACUGAGUAAACCAUCUGAAGAAGUAUACUUCAGGCUAUCUUGCACAGACGUUUCCAGGCACCUGUGCUUUGAUUUUAAAUCAAAGAUGACAGGUCUGUUUGCCUAUCUUGUCUUCAAUCCUCUAUGGCUUAUAAUUUAUUCCUCCAAUUUUCUUCUGUUGUCAUUAAAUUGUUGAAAAUUUUCGUACAUGGUUUAAAUUGUAUGCAGUGCAGUAUACUUCUAGUAUGCAAGAAUAAUUUUGGGAGGACGAAGAAUGACUGUCAAAGGGAGUAUCAAAUGCUGAGAGACUGAACUAGAAUGGAAGUCGGAUAACCUUCAUUGAUACGAGGGGUUAAUCAAUUAGCUUCAGUUGGCUUAGCCAUGCCAUGAGGGUGAAUUACACAAGGUAUGCUUAAGAAAACACUCAAAUGGCUUCUCUAUUGCACAUGCACACUACUCAUUUUUUUAGUUAUGUUACUUGUGAUAUUAUCCACUGAUUAGAUGUGCUUGGGUGUUGGGAAGAUCAUAAGAUAGAUAGAACUAUUUUCUUUCACUGGUACAACUUUAUGGAGAAGAUACGUUGGUAUUGGUUAUUCUUUGCGUAAUGGGUUCUUUGAAUGGUCAAGUAAUGUUGUAGGUUUCCCCAAUAUGCGAGGGAAAAAAGGUAACAGCCAAUAGUUAGUUUCAUUCAUUCUGUUUUCUCUAUUUUUAUCUUUACUUUUUCUCUUUUGGAGAAGGAGCCCAUUUGGUUCGGACCCUUUGGCUAAUGUGGUGCAAAGUGAAAGGCUUGGUUAAUCGUAGACACUGGCAGUUUCAUCAGUUUGUUUUCUUUGUCGUUGUUGUUUGAGUUUCAUUCCAUCAUUUCGUUCAAGUGUGGAGUAUGGCUGGCUUCAUAGUUGAUACAUAACAGAAGCAUUUGUAUAAAUAAUUAAAGUCUGCAGAAAGAGAUACAGCUACCGUACGAUGUUGUAUAUCGAUUCCAAGAUUUGUGGAAAUGAAAUAUGCCAUUUGAU